Messenger RNA from Penicillium verrucosum, 192 nucleotides. RefSeq lists its product as uncharacterized. Lineage: Eukaryota; Fungi; Ascomycota; Eurotiomycetes; Eurotiales; Aspergillaceae. The transcript has a single exon. The coding region runs from base 1 to 192 and encodes 63 amino acids. The record is from RefSeq and is a predicted model, not a curated record.
AUGGCCGGUGAACCUUACGGUGCAGGAUUCGCGGAAAUCGACGAGGAAUUGAUCCUGAUAUCAGCCUUUGCUGCCACCCUAGUCAAGCAGAUUAUCGCCGAUCUUGCUCGGCCUAUGCUCAUUAUUUCCACUUUGGGUCGAGGACAUUAUCACGGACGGGUAACGCACAUUCGUCGCCCCCAUCGCAAAUAG